Lynx canadensis (Canada lynx) is the source of this 2153-nucleotide messenger RNA. RefSeq names its product TATA-box binding protein associated factor 9b (gene TAF9B). The record is from RefSeq and is a predicted model, not a curated record. Gene Ontology annotation, biological process: DNA-templated transcription initiation. Gene Ontology annotation, cellular component: transcription factor TFIID complex. The transcript is spliced from 7 exons. NCBI's taxonomy places the organism in Eukaryota, Metazoa, Chordata, Mammalia, Carnivora, Felidae. The coding region runs from base 53 to 808 and encodes 251 amino acids. Gene Ontology annotation, molecular function: protein heterodimerization activity; RNA polymerase II general transcription initiation factor activity.
CGAGGAGCCUGCGAUCAGCCCUCUCUCCUCGGAUGACAGGCGGCAGGAUAACAUGGAGUCGAGCAAGAUGGCGCCUCCCAAGAACGCUCCGAGAGAUGCCUUGGUGAUGGCACAAAUCCUGAAGGAUAUGGGAAUUACGGAGUAUGAACCAAGGGUUAUAAAUCAAAUGUUGGAAUUUGCUUUCCGAUAUGUGACUACAAUUCUGGAUGAUGCGAAAAUUUAUUCAAGCCAUGCUAAGAAACCUAAUGUUGAUGCAGAUGAUGUGAGACUGGCAAUCCAGUGUCGGGCUGAUCAGUCUUUUACUUCUCCUCCUCCAAGAGAUUUUUUACUGGAUAUUGCAAGGCAGAAAAAUCAAACCCCUUUACCACUGAUUAAGCCAUAUGCAGGACCCAGACUGCCACCCGACAGAUACUGCUUAACAGCUCCAAACUAUAGGCUGAAGUCCUUAAUUAAAAAGGGACCUAACCAAGGAAGACUAGUUCCACGGUUAAGUGUUGGUGCUGUUAGUAGCAGACCUUCCACUCCUACUAUAGCAACCCCACAAACAGCUUCUGUCCCAAGUAAAGUUGCACCUCCAGUGUCAGUGACAAGCCAAAGAUUUACAGUGCAGAUUCCACCUUCUCAGUCCACACCUGUCAAACCAGUUCCUGCAACGACUGCAGUUCAAAAUGUUCUGAUUAAUCCUUCAAUAAUUGGGCCCAAAAAUAUUCUUAUUACCACCAACAUGGUUUCAUCACAGAACACGGCCAACGAAUCAAACCCGUUGAAGAGAAAACAUGAAGAAGAUGAUGACAAUGAUACUAUGUAAGGAAUACAAUCAAGAUGUAUUUCAAACGUGUAGUUGGUUUGGAGCCCAGUAUACUGAACUAGAAUAUUCUUUAUCUUCUCAAGUUUUAUCUUAGAAAACUUAAAUGUAGCUGCAGUAUUUUUCACAUUGGCUUAAACUGUUAGAUGUCUUAAGCAUACCAGUGUUUUUUCAUUAGGCUCCAAGUAAAAAAGUAUUUGUUUCUUAAUACAUUAAUUCAUUAAUGUUAAAUUCCAUCAUGACAGUUUUUUACUUGGAAGCAGUUUUCUGCCAUGUUUCACUGACAGCAGCACUUAAGUUUCAAUUGCUACAGCCUGAUCAGUAAUCUUUAACAGCAUCAUUUCUAUCUACAUUUAAAUACUACUUUCUUUUCAAGGUAAAAUAGUCACAACUUUGGUUUUCACCAACUUUUUUUAACCAAAUCUCUAAAUUUAGGAAGCAUUUUUUUGGAAAAGAUGGAUUUAAAGGGAUUCUAAAUCCAUUUUAAGUGUAUUUGUUUCUUGUUGUUCUCUAACCUCCCACCUCAACCCUGUUUCUAGAUCCCAUUCAUUUUCUGUACUGCCUCUUCCCCAUAGGGUUGUUUCACCCAGUGCUCUUAGAAGGCCAAAACUGGAAUUUUCAAAGUGUAGUUCCUGAUAAUACAGUUCAGUGUCAUUUUCCUAUUUUUAAGACCUGCUUUUACAUGCCUGAUAUUCUGUGGUUCACUUUAACCCCGAAGGUUUGCCUUGCUGUUUUACUCUCCAUACCAGAACAGUUGAGUUUUACACCUUUCCUUUUAUGCUCCUUGAGCUUUAUUCUGCUUUUAACAGGUAGUUUUGGGGUCAGCUACAAUUUCGAUCUUAUAUUCCAAGUUGAUAACUCCACCAUAUUUCACAUUUCUAAAUUUAACAUAGAAGAUGCUGUAGCUUCAAAAUCUGCAUUGAGAAGUAUAUUUACACUGGACUUAGGCAAAAACCACUGAAGAGCAAGUUUUCUUCCUUUUUAUCACAUACAUAUAUGCUGUAAUUACUACUGCUUGAACCCUUCAAUUGGUAUAAUUCAUUUUUCUAGCUUGUUGCUGAGGUUAUCAUAUAUGAGAUGGGAUCAAACCUGAAAAUUCUCUAAUGGUUUUCCUUCCUCUAGAAGGCCAACAAUAAAAGCAAAUCAGUGUAAUGUGACUGGCACUUAGGUGUACCAGUAGGUUUCCCAGUAAUGUAAUGUUGCUGAACACUUUUCUCUUAUUUUCCAUUUAUACACAUUUAAACCUCUUAGUGGGAAAGACUGCAAAGCUUUCAAAAAUAUUAAAUAGGUUUGUUGUUUUUAAGUUUGACAUAUUCAACAUUGGAAUACUUUUGCAGAAUUUUCUAAA